UUGGUGUUGCAUGCUCUUGACAGCGCUUCAGACCACGGUGUUGUGUUUUCAUGCGGACGAGAUUGUUUUUAAAAACGAGGGAGGAAAAACUCCGUUUUUAAAAAUACCCGUGUAUGUGUGGACUAAAGUCUGCAGAGAGAGCAGCCUGGUGUUCCUCCAAGAGUUUGGCGACAGCUGCCAUGCUAACUACUUUAUCGCCUUCUCCGCACGGCUCAGCUUUUUGAUCCUUUUUGCCAUAUUUUGUUGAUUUAGCUGCCAUGUUUUAAUAUAGGCAUCUCUAUAUUAUAUAUGCUCGCUAACCAUAGUGCUCAAAUAGCAAAGAAAUAGGAAUAAGUCGUGGGAUUUAAAGCAGUUGUAAAAUGAAAAGCUGCAGGAGCAGAACUCAAGGCGUCUUUACAUCCUCACACCGUCCCGGAAGCGCUUUAGUGUUUUUAUAAUUGUCUUUCCGCAUAGGAAUUGAACUUGGCACUGAUAAUGGACUUCGUAAUGAUGGCCAACAAAGUCCACAUUAUGAUAUGGCUACUAACCUGCUUCCCAUUUCUUUUUGUUUAUGGACAAAACACAGGACCAUUUUUCAUAGUGACAUUUCCUGCAGUCAUAGAGUCUGGCUCUGAGGCUAAGCUGUGUGUUGAUCUUAUGAAGCCUAAUGAGACUCUGCAAAUGGACAUCUAUCUGAUUCACAAGGACCAGAACAAAAGUGUUUUACAGGAGACAGUGGUAAAGGAGAUUCACCGCUGCUCCCAGUUUAAGGCUCCACAUGUUAAGGGAGAAUCAGUACAAGAGAUCAAGGUAGAGGUCAAAGGUGAAAGCUUUAAGAUAACAGAGAAAGCAAAAGUGAUGUUUAAAUCCUACAACCCAUUAGUAUUUAUUCAGACUGAUAAACCCAUCUACAAUCCAGGCCAAACAGUAAAUUUCAGGAUCGUCACCAUGGAUUCCAAUUUUAUUCCCCUUGAACAAAAGUACAGCACAGUAAGAAUUGAGGAUAAUAAGAAUAACAGGAUUGGUCAGUGGACGAAUGUGACCCCAACAGGUCUGAUACUGCAGCUUUCUCAUGAACUAAAUGUUGAGGCUCCACAGGGAGAAUAUCAGAUCAUUGCUAACAUUGGAACUGAAUUAUUCACACACUCUUUCACGGUGAAAAAGUAUGUCUUACCCAAGUUUGAGAUUACAGUAAAAGCACCAGAAAAACACAGUGUUGGUGAGGAGGAACUGAAGCUGGAGAUUUGUGGAACGUACACUUAUGGACAGCCAGUACCUGGUGCAGCACUGGUGCAAGUGUGUCGUAAAUUUCGGCAGAAUUAUUUUCACCAUCAGAACGCUCCAAUGGUGUCACCAUGCCUGGUUGAAACAGUGGAGAUGGGAAAGACUGGUUGUGUCUUACAUAUAUUGAAUGUGUCAACUUUCAUCAAUUCUGAAUUAGAAAAAAAUUUUGAGAACAUCCUUAAUGCUACUGUUACACUGACAGAGGAAGGAACAGAAGUUUCCAUGGUGAAAUCUAUAAUCAUAGCUCUCACAUUCCAAAUCGGUAAAGUGGAGCUUGUGGAUUUACCAAAAUACUUUGAAAAUGGCACCUUUAUAGAAGGAAGUAUUAAAGUUACUACCUUCAGUGGAACACCAAUUCCUAACAAGAAGGUGUAUCUUUCAGAAGGUGAAUGGUGGUCUCAAACGCUACUACUCAAUCUUACUACAGACAAUAAUGGCUUGGCAAACUUCUCAGUCCCUUCACCUGAACAUCCUAAAACAGAAACAACAUUGAGGGCAAGUGUCAAUCUGGAGGAAAAAUACCACCAAUACAAAACACCAUUCUUUUCAACUGCAGAAAAACAUAUACAGCUCCUCCAACCUGCUAAACCUUACAGUCCGGUGUUCAGUAAACUGUCAAUAGAGAGCUCAGAGGAACUGUUUAAAUGUGGUGCUGAAAUUCCCAUAACCAUUAACUACUAUAUUGUUGGUGAAACUACUGAAAGUUUCAGUAUUGAUCUUAUGUACAUGGUCUUAUCUAAAGGAGCCAUAGUCCACCAUGGUUUUGAGAAAGUCGAAGUGAAAGACUCUACAGCUUUGAGAAACGGGAAAAUCUCAUUCAAAUUGUCAGUUGUUGCUGAGCUGGCUCCUGUAGUGCAGGUUCUGGCAUAUUCUGUCCUGCCCAGUGAAAAUCUUGUUGUUGCAAAGAAGAAUUUUGAUGUGGAAAAAUGUUUUAAAAAUCAGGUUUCGCUACAGUUCUCUCCCUCUAAGGCAGUUCCUGGAGAGAAGAACACUCUCGAGAUCUCAGCUCAUCCUGGUUCAUUGUGUGGCCUCAGUGUUGUAGACCAGAGUGUGUUCAUCUUGGAUUCUGAGAACCGUCUAAACACAAAUAAGAUAUUUAAAUUGUUGCCUGUGACAUCUAUGUCAGAUUAUCCCUUCGUGGUUGAAGACUGGCAUCUUAUAUCUCAACAAGAUGUACCUGAUAGAUCACUCUAUUCGAUUGCUGUUAGGCCUCCACAGGAUGAAGAGGUUGACUGUGUUUACAGUACAAUAAAGGGAGUGGGGAUGAAGAUGAUAACAAAUUUGGCUAGAGAACCUCACUGUUCGAUACACGAAAGACCGAAUUAUUACACUUUCCUUCAAGCCGCUGAAAUGGACACAUACCAUAAUUUUGGUUGGAAGCUUGAAGAGGUGUCAAUAGAUUAUGAACCCAGUGAGACAGUCCGUAAAUUCUUCCCAGAAACAUGGAUUUGGCAACUGUCUGAAGUGGGGGACUCUGGAUCAGUACAGCUUCCUGUCACUGUUCCUGACACCAUCACCACUUGGGAGACAGAGGCAUUCUGCGUAUCCUCUAAGGGUCUGGGUCUGGCUCCUCCUGUUCAGCUCACUGUGUUUCAGCCCUUCUUCCUGGAGCUCUCGUUGCCCUACUCCAUUAUCCGGGGAGAGGUUUUUGAGCUGAAGGCCACUGUCUUCAAUUAUCUUUCCAAAUGCAUUAUGGUUAAAGUGACCCCAGCCCCUUCCUCAGAUUAUACUCUGGAACCAUCUUCUGAGGGCGAAUAUUCAUCCUGCCUGUGUGCAAAUGGAAGAAAGACCUUCAAGUGGACUUUAAUUCCAUCUGUCCUUGGAGUCGUGAAUGUGACCGUGAGUGCUGAGGCAGAACAAUCCCAGACUGUGUGUGAUAAUGAGAUUGUAAGUGUUCCAGAGAGAGGCCGUAUUGACACGGUUACACGAAGCCUCAUAGUACAGGCUGAAGGAACUGAAAAGAUGAAGAGCCUGAGCUGGUUAUUUUGUCCCGAUGGCACCAGUGUUUCAGAAGAGCUGGAGCUGAUUCUUCCUGAGGAUGUAAUAGAGGGAUCAAUGCGAGCUUCUGUUUCAGUUCUUGGAGACAUACUUGGCCUUGCAUUACAAAAUCUGGAUGGACUGCUAAAGAUGCCAUAUGGCUGUGGAGAACAAAACAUCGCUAUUCUUGCCCCCAAUAUCUACAUUCUUCAGUAUCUAGAGAACACCGAGCAGCUCACCUCAGAUAUCCGUGAGAGGGCUACUGGUUUUCUAAAGAGUGGAUACCAGAGGCAGCUAAACUAUAAGCAUUUUAGUGGUGGAUAUAGCACAUUUGGCAGGGAAAAGGAGAACACAUGGUUAACUGCGUUUGUACUAAGGACUUUUGGCAAAGCACAACGUUACAUCUUUAUUGAUCCAGAAAACAUUAAAAGUACAAAGGAAUGGCUCAUAGGUAUGCAGAGGUCAGAUGGCUGUUUCAUACAACAGGGAAAUCUGUUUAAUAAUAGAAUGAAGGGUGGUGUGAAUGAUGAAGUGACCAUUACUGCUUACAUCACUGCAUCAUUGCUUGAAUUGGGCAUUACAGUGCAGGAUCCCGUUGUGAAUAAAGGGCUGUUGUGCCUAAAAUCUUCUAUUUCUAACCUGAAGAACACCUACACCACUGCACUGUUGGCCUACACUUUCAGUUUGACUGUAGACAAAGAAAUUCGAGAGCAGCUACUAAAAGAGCUGGAUAAUGUCUCCAUUCGAGAAGAUGGUCAUCUCCACUGGUCUCAGCCAACAUUAAAUGACUCUGACAAUGAUGACAAUGAAGGCUCCUUGUCAGUGGAAAUCAGCUCCUACGUGCUGCUAGCUGUUCUCACUUCAGAUCAACUCACUGCUGCUGAUUUGGGCUAUGCUAAUAGGAUAGUCAGCUGGCUGGUGAAGCAGCAAAAUCCAUAUGGAGGUUUUUCAUCCACCCAGGACACAGUGGUGGCUCUCCAUGCUCUGGCUCUGUAUUCCACUAAAGUGUUCAGCUCAGAAGGCUCUAGCACAGUAACUGUAAAGUCAGCAGAUGGACACAGUCACAACUUUGAUGUGAACCAGAACAACAAGUUACUGUACCAAGAAAGAUCAUUGCAGGAUGUUCCUGGCAAAUUCAGCAUUGAUGUGAAGGGCUCCACCUGCGUGUCAGUGCAGACAGCACUUUUCUACAAUGUCCCCACACCUACUGAAAUCAGUACACUGAACAUUUUAGUGAAGACUGAGGGAAACUGCACAAAAUCAUUUGGUCACACUUUGACCCUCAAGUUCACUGUUGGAUAUAAUGGAGCACUAAACAGCACUAACAUGAUCAUAGUGGAUAUAAAACUCUUAUCAGGGUUCACAGCAGAUCCUGCUGAACUGAAAAGAGGCAUUUUGGUGGAACGGGUGGAUUCUAAAGAUGACCAUAUUAUCAUGUAUAUCAAAGAGCUCCAAAAGAAAAUUCCUAUCAACUAUGAGCUUCACAUUAAGCAGGUGCUUCCUGUCAAAAGUCUCAAGCCAGCAUUAAUCAAAAUUUAUGAUUACUACCAAACAAGUGACCAGUCUGAGACAGAAUACACCUCUCCAUGUGUGUAGGGUUUUAAAUUUGCAUUUGAAGAUGCAGAACAUCCUUUGUCUAUCUGCUCUAUGCUGGUUCAAUCUAUAUUUUAUUAUAUGAUUUAUUAUAUGAUUUUUUUUGUGGAAUUAAAAUACCCUUCAAAUGCCUUCUGUGUGAAUGUUUUGUUGAAGAUAUUGACAGUAUUGUAAUAUAUCGAUAUCGUGUGUUUGAAAUUUAAAACAUUAAAUUUCAUCUUAAUUUGU
Molecule: messenger RNA, 5061 nt
Organism: Hemibagrus wyckioides
Lineage: Eukaryota; Metazoa; Chordata; Actinopteri; Siluriformes; Bagridae
Product: alpha-2-macroglobulin-like
Exons: 35
Coding region: 475-4836 (1453 amino acids)
Cellular component (GO): extracellular region
Molecular function (GO): endopeptidase inhibitor activity
Source: RefSeq, a predicted model, not a curated record